UAUUUAUUACAGAUUCGAAUUGUACGUGAAAAAAUAAGAAACUUUUGUAUCAAACGUCUUUUCUAAAGGUGCCUCUGUCAAUUUUAAAAUUGACCUUAAAAGUAACUGUGAUGAAAUAUCAAUUUGUCAAUCGGCAUUGCAAAGGAUGAAUAUCUGGUUGUCAAGGCUUGUUAAUAGGAGAAGAAUAGCUGAGUCGAGAGACAGCUGUCAAGCUAUCCGGACGCGUUUUCAUAUACGAGCCAUUAUAGUGGUAUUAAUCCGUUGUGUUAUUAAUCUGUUGUUCGUGUGUGUUCUGUGUUCGCAUUAAAGUUCCUGUGUUUCCUAAGAGUAUUUAUUUAUUUAACGCGAUAUGCGACAGUCUUUCUUUUUGGUGCGCGUUUUCGAUAUAUCUCGAAGUUCUAUUUAAAAAUAUAUUUAUAUAUAUGAAUUAAUAUCAAUUCGAUUAACACAUCAGAAUUAGUAGAGUGAGAAAAACAACUAACUGAGGAUUCCACGAAAACUGAUUGAGUGCAAACGUUUACGAAAAAUGCAAAUUAUGUUUGGAACAAUUUUAUGUGUUUUAUUGAAAGGUUUAGUACUGACAAAGACAACUAUCACGCCAAAGGAUUAUACCAUUUCAAAACAUCCUCCAGGAAGAAAGUGUUUCCAUGUGUCCGGAUUUAAAUUUCACGCAGGAUAUCUCAAUGUCCGAGAAAAGUGAUCAUCAUAUACUAAAUUUCAAAUCUGACCAGAUUCAUGCUGAUAAUAUUGUGAGAAAUGACCGAGAAGUCGAUGAAGUUACACUUGCAAAUACUUCUAUCAUCCCAAAAUCUAUCGAAAGCAGUUUGAGCAAGCCAACAUCUCUCAGAGCAUUUGUACAAUUUGACAGUCAAUUUACAGAAAAAGUAAACGACAUUUUUGUGACAUUGAGAUGGAACCAAUCUGGAUUUACAGAUGAAAUAAUACAAGAGUACCAAGUGCAGUGUUCUUUCUUCGAGGACUUUAGAGAAACCUGCGAUGAUAAAAAUAUCACAACUACAAAAUUGGAGCACACGGUGCACAAUCUAACAUCUAACACGACAUAUUAUUUUCGAGUACGUGCGCAUACUAAAAUUGUUGCUGGUCCUUACACGGAUUUAAUCAAUGUGUCGACUACACAUGAAAAUCCAAUACCUAAAUUAUUAGUCACAUCGAAUAAAGGUAUCCACAUUUUGGACGUGGAUUUAAAUUACAUUACUGAUUGGUUCUUGGAUUUAAACAUUACAAUUAUUGAUUUCUUAAUGUUUGGAUCAGUAAAACAUGCUGCUUAUUCGAUACAGGAACAUAGAAUUUAUUGGCUAUCACGAAAUGACUUAAUGACAUCGAAAAUUAAUGAAAAUAAUAUCACAAAAAUAACUAGCCUUGAUUUUCGUCCACGUAAACUUUGCAUUGACUGAGUAGCAAGAAAUCUAUAUAUAUAUCCUCUGAAAAGGAAUAUUAUUCUUUAUCUUAUAUUGUAAAGUUCGACUUAACAAUGUGGGAAAAUGGCAUAAUUAAAUUUGAUAAGAUUUUAGAAUCAAGAAAUGAAAUUUGUCAUUUAAGUGUAUCACCGUCUAUGAGAAUUUUAUAUUACAUUUCAUGCAAUUUCACGAAAGAAUAUGGUAUAAUGAAAUAUAAUUUCGAUGGAAAAAUCGAGGAAAUUGGUCGAAUAAAUGCAUCCUUUUGCCAUUACAAAAUUUCUUUUCAUAUGAUAAUUGAUGAUAUGAAUAGUGAGGAGCCAUUAAUUUACUCGUUAAGUUCUCUACACAUAUUUGUGACAGACAUUAACGGUUCUAUGUGCAAUACGAUUUUAAACAAGAAAAAUAUAGGUAUAACAUCUCCUUCGAUUCUAUGGCGAUUGACAAAACAAACAUUUAUAUUUUAGCAUCUGAACAGUAUAUUAAUCAUAUCUACAAAUUUAAAAAAAAAUAUGUAGAUCUCGAAAACGUAAAUGCAGCCGAAUAUGUUGAAAAGGUAAUAAUAAGGUCACAUGAAACAUUUAAUAAUAUUUACGCUUUUGACAAAUCUUUACAACCAUAUCCUCCAAUGAGAUGUCUGACACCUGACGAAAAAGUUUAUAAUUUUGAAAAUGUGAAUGCAACGGCAAACAGCAUCGUUGUGAAUCUUCCGGAGGCGGUUGUAAAAAGUGGAUGCAAAAAAUAUAAUUUACCAACUACUAUGUAUACUAUCUCUGUAAGCCAUUGUUUAGACAACGAUGUCAACAAGUCUCAGAAAUUCAAUGUGCAGACGGUCGAACGAUAUUACGUGAUUCAGAACUUGACACCAUUUACAGAGUACCAAUUGAAGUUUACUUUAAGCAAUUUUUACUUUGAUCAAUUAUCAAUAAAUCCAUUCGAUUCGAAUGUGAUACCAAUAAAAACUAAGUCGGGCAAGCUUAAUGAACCAACAGACGUAAGUGUUCUUGCUUUGACGCCUACUAUAGCAGUAGUUCAUUGGAUGCCACCCAAGGAAUUGAACUGCGUGGCCGUGACCUACAAGGUGCAUUGGAAGUCAGUUACAUUAGUGAACGACACGCAACAAAAGGGCAAACAAUUUAUCAAUGUGCCAAAACGUACGGCAGACGGCAGAUUUUUCACAAAGAUUAACUUGUCGCUACCGGUACAAGAUUAUUUGAUAUACGUGCGUGUAUUUCCAAAUAAUUUCAGCGAUUUCUACAACAAGAGUUUAAGAAAGACCGUUCACAAAUAUUCAGAACCAAACAAUAUUAAAUAACAUGAUAAGAAAACUAGCGUCUA
Messenger RNA from Camponotus floridanus (Florida carpenter ant), 2753 nucleotides. Its product is annotated as proto-oncogene tyrosine-protein kinase ROS-like. The transcript has 6 exons. The record is from RefSeq and is a predicted model, not a curated record. Gene Ontology annotation, molecular function: protein binding. Lineage: Eukaryota; Metazoa; Arthropoda; Insecta; Hymenoptera; Formicidae. Bases 648 to 1415 code for a protein of 255 amino acids.